UUUUUUCUAUUUCUAGAUACGAACUCCUAUUCUCCUGAACCCUUUUAUUACUCCAUCAAAAUCCCUCAACGCAAAAUCUCCUACCUCAAAAUUGAUUUUUUCUUCUUUUGUAUUUUAUUUUCCUCCCUUUAUGGGUCAAAACUAUUUUCAAGAAUCGGCAAGAUUCAGCAUUUUUGCCCGUUAUCAGCUGAGCUCCGGGGAAUAUGCUAACAAGGGAUUGCUUUUGAGGUGAGGUUUGGAGAAUGAUUCUGACAAAACAAUACCGCUGCAUACAUUCGCCAAGUUGUGCUUGUACAAAAGGGCACCUUACUGAAGAAAUCAUAUUUUUAGUUUUUAACCACUUAAAUUGGAACCCGAAAUUGAUUGCGGCACUUUCUUGUGCUUGCAAAUGGUUUGAUGAUCUUGCCAAACGUGUUCUUUGGAAGGAAUUCUGCAAGACUAGAGCUCCUAAGAUGAUGCUCGAUAUGCAGUCAAGUGGGAGUCACAGUGUAGAUGGAAACUGGAGAGCUCUUGGUAAGCUGCUCAUAUAUUGUUCUGGAUCUCGCAAGGACGGGCUGUUCAGUAGCAGUCACAUUCCGGGUCAUUUUGUCUACCGUACACGCUUCUCAAGGACAUCAGGGAAGAGCUUCUUAUUACCGCAAUGCAGAACAGAUGUCUUGUACGUGUCGGAUCCUUGUGAGCACCUCGACCAGGGGGAUGAUGGUGAUGUGGGAUUCUUUCGCGGGAUAUUCAAAUCUUUCGCUACUUCGAAGGUCAGAAAACUGCUAAUAAAGAGAAGCGCUCCGUUACAUCCAACAGAGAUGUGCCCUUACUGUAAGGCAAAGCUAUGGAACAUGCUUGCAGCAAAGAUGAUACCAUCGAGUGCUAGCUGCCGGCUGGGUGCUUAUGAUGAUUGCAUCGAGUACUAUGUUUGCCUUAACGGCCAUGUGCUCGGGAUUUGCACCCUCUUGCCCUUGUCCGACACCGAUGAAGCAUCAGAAGAGUGAGGCAUGCUAUAGGCCAGUAGGUGUCAAAGAUCCAUUCGGUGCUUGCCGCUACAAAUUGGACUGAAUGCGAUUAGCUACAUGUGGAGAGCCUUGUUCCCAUCUACAGUUUAGUUAAGCGAUUGUUAACAUCUGUAUCUUCACCCUUGGUUGUAUGUACAAUGUAUGAUUUUUGUGAAAGUGCAGCUUCAGAGUAUGUAAUAUACAAGUGCUUGUCUUCUCUCAACUUGAUUAUAAGGGGCCUCAUCACUCGGUGAAAA
This is a messenger RNA of Salvia miltiorrhiza (redroot sage), 1243 nucleotides long. RefSeq names its product EID1-like F-box protein 2. Gene Ontology annotation, molecular function: protein binding. The record is from RefSeq and is a predicted model, not a curated record. The transcript has 4 exons. NCBI's taxonomy places the organism in Eukaryota, Viridiplantae, Streptophyta, Magnoliopsida, Lamiales, Lamiaceae. Bases 243 to 986 code for a protein of 247 amino acids.